Molecule: messenger RNA, 3822 nt
Organism: Dicrocoelium dendriticum
Lineage: Eukaryota; Metazoa; Platyhelminthes; Trematoda; Plagiorchiida; Dicrocoeliidae
Source: the annotation of a GenBank genome assembly
AUGACUGACCUCCGUGCGACUAAUGGUUGUCACGUGGCAGCGAAGCAUCGGUCGACAUGCAAACUCUCUCCGUUUUGUUUAAACGGUCUCAGCCAGUUCACCCUAGCUGAUGCUUCCAACUCCCCAUCCGGUUUGCCCGACCAGAACGGUGUCGGCACUAACGUGCCACGCAAUGGGUUGAAGAAUUAUGGUAGCACCUGCUACUUGAAUGCUUUCCUCCAGCUGUACGUCCGAUUCGGCAAACUUCGACAAGCCAUAUUUUCGCUACCAGAAGAACAGGACGAAACCGGAAUUAUUCAUCACCUACAACUCAUAUUUAGUCAGCUGGAACUAGGAACCUGCGGUGUUGUCGAUCCUGGUGGACUGAUUGAGGCUCUGCGGCUCUGUGAGGAGGAACAGCAGGACGCCCCAGAAUUCCACAACUUGUUUAUGCACCUGUUAGAAUCGAGAUUCUUGGAGGCAGGUAUCUCCGUGGUGGACGACCUCAUACGUGGCGAAUACGUGUACGAAACUAGAUGCCUUCACUGCGGACUCAUCUCUAGGCAACCGUCAAACUUUUUGGAGCUAUCUCUCAAAGUGUCUUCCAACUCGUUACCCGGGUGUAUCCGAGAUUAUCUAAAGGAAGAAUCCCUCACCGGGGAAAAUCAGUACGCUUGCCCACGAUGUAUGCGCAAGCAGAACGGAGUUCGCCGUGCCUACAUCACUCGAGCUCCCUCGUUGUUGUGCAUCCAGCUGCUUCGUUUCACCUACGACCCUCGAACGGGCCAACGAAAGAAGCAAAAGGCUUCUGUGCGGCUACCGGAUAGUAUGACCUUGGUUGAGCUAUCGUCUGGCACGACGUGCGUCGACCCGAAUGCAACAACCUGCAGCGUGGCGUGUUUGGGUCCUCAAUCAGGAUCAGUCCACCGUCGAUCAUACCAGCUUUGUGGUGUGCUGUUGCACAUUGGCACCCAACCGACCUCCGGUCAUUAUGUGGCUGUUGUUCGGGAAACUAGCCGACCGCAUCACAGUACUGACACAUCAGAUGCUCGCGACGCAAAGGGCGACGACUUGUGGACAAUUUGUAAUGAUACUGAAGUGUGCUCUAUUCCGGCCUCCCAGUUUAAUCUGGCCAAAGUAACUGGGUCUUCAAAACCGUUGCACGCUUCCAUUGCUUCCACGACACCCGUCGACUUCUCCAACUCUGACAUUGUGAUCCGCGAAUCUAGUCAACCACUUGAUCCUCUGGCAAAGAAGCAUCGACCAAAUCCAAACGCAAGCGGUGCAGACGAUGCUCACCAACCGGAUUCCACGGAACAGUCCAUCAGCGAAUCGGCUUCAGCAACCUCAUCGAGCGGCUCAUUAUACUGGCAUCGCUCCUCGAACGCGUACAUGAUUUUUUAUCACGAUAUCGAAAAUAGUCCGGUGAAAGACGCCGUCCAUGUCCCCGACCGCCUACGCCAAAUGGUUGAACAAGUCAACAAAUCACGAGAUCAAGAGCUACAUGAGCAACAGGCGAUGAAAGUUAACAAACUUUCGUGCUUACGCAGUUUGCUUACUUCGUUGUGGCCACCUGUUCCACAGUACAACGACACCUCCGAGCGGUCGUUGGAGCCCUUCUCUUUGGUCCCUACCUCGUGGCUUGCAGACUGGUUGGAUCAACCGGAAGGCGGCGCCCCUUGUCUGUCCAACUUCAAGGACUCUUUCGCUCCCUUGCCUCGUGCGCACGCCCAACAGCAACAGACAAGUAUUGUUGAUCCAUUCAGCAAAACCCCUUACUCAACGUUUUCCAUUUGCCCACAUGGUCGAGUCCCGAUCGAUUUGCCUGUUUCGCUUUAUCGAGCUGUCUCAACCACUGGUCUUCUAAACGCCACCGGUUUGGCGGAACACUUGCAUUGUGACCAACAAAACCCGGACUCGUCAACACCCGACUCAUCUUGCGUUCCUGCCAGAUUUCAACCUUGCCGAGAAUGUGUUUGCCUGAAGGUCGCAUUGCUGCGUUUGGAACAGUCGAUCCGCUCGCUAUCCAAGGAUUUGGACCGAUUCACUCGGUCAAAACCCGCGCCAACUCCCGUUGCCCAUCGGGAUGAAGCUGGACACGAGUCAAAGAACGGUUGUCAACCGGAGACACAUGUUUUACCGAAUGAUCCCAAAGCACAUCUUGACCCAGCUUUCUACUGGAUCGGGAAACGUUCGCUGCGACAGUGGCGCAUUCUGUCGCGUGCUUACGUGAACAACCUGUACUCGGGAUCGAGUGGGAAUCCAUGUAGCCCACGCACCACUUUCAACUCCGACACACUUUGUCCCCAUGCUAAACUGCGAUCUGGUUCCAGACACCUGCGUCAUCUUCCUGCCCCAUUGUGGUGUCGUCUUGUCGACCUGUUUCCCGGUGCCAAUAUCCCCACUUUUCCUGUAUCCGCAACAGACUCUCAAGAGUCCAAAUGCGAAGCAUGCGAGCAAUACGAGGAAGGCCUAGUUCGUAGAGCGGCUUGCGAACGUGUGCAACUCUCCGGACUUCUCUUACCUACAUCCCGGCGCAUUUUCCCCUAUAUUUCCAAUACAACUUUCGGUUCUGAUGGCCAAAUGCACACCAAUUCCAUCCCUUCUUUAUUUCCCAUGUCUCGGAAGCGUACCUUGGAUUGCACCUCUGCGUCGGACUCUGCCGGAACCCUGACCGUCGGCCCAAAUUGCUUAUCUCCCUCUGGGGAAUCGGACAACUCCAACAGAGAUGUCUAUCUCGUGCCGUCAAAAUUUAUUCACAGUUGGCGGAGAUUUAUUCGAAAUCCUUCGCCCGAAACUCACCCAAGACAUCUCCCGUCCGGCUUGAAUGGAUCCGGAGUUCUCUGCGAACACGACCGGCUUACAAUGCCAUGGCAGGAAUUGCUCUCGGAAUCGAUUCUAUUCCCAUUGUCUUUCUCUGAGUGGGAUAUUCUAUCCAACUCCUAUCCUCGUACCACCGGAGAUGAAGCCACAUCGCGGUCUUCAAAUGAGUCGGACUCUGAUAGCAGCGAUUCUGAUUUGUGGUCUCAUUCGAAACCUCCCCAUCCACCAACAUAUUUGUCCUUCAAUGGGACCGAGUGGCAGUUUCAUCCCGCUCAAUUCGAGUCCAUCUGUUCGAUCUGCUACACGCAAUUGCUAAACCACCGCAACAGCUACAAGAAUGCUCGGAUUCGUGUUCGAUUGAUGAACGGAUCAAAUGCUGCAGGUAUGCUUGAAGCAGAUACAAGCGAAGCCAGUUCAGUGGAUACUGAAUGCAUCUCACCGAAUCGCAAACAUCCAUCCCUCCAAGCCAAUCAGAACUCGAAUGGGACAUUCGAACAAGGACAAUCGGAAAACUCCGUCCACCAAACCAACGCCUCAUUUACAACUGGUGGAACACUGGUAACCGAGGCUGAUUCCACCACGUCUGCAGUACGAUUGAAGACAAAGCAACAAGCUGAGCUCUUUGGUGUGCGUCGCUCCACCCGCCAGCGCCUCCUCCAGAACGAUUUGACUGUGCAAGCAAGCAGCGACCAAUCCCUGCAGCAACUCAAGGUCCAGUUGAUGCAAUCCACUGGGGUGACUCCAGCUGACCAGCAUAUUUGGUUCAAUGGCGUUGAAAUUACGGAAACUAAUAAAACACUCCAGGAACUGGGUAUCCAUGCGAACAGUCUCCUACAUUUGUGGACUGACAGCCCCGUUUGGGGUGCUAACGAAUUGAACCCCGAGAUGGAUUACGUUCACGCGGGAACCACCAAAGGAUCGCUGUCUACGACACUUUCAUCCCCGAAAUCAUCCCUUUCUGGUCAACCUGCCGGAUGCAUAGAGCUUGGCUUCAAAGGAACCCGCCUUUUGAACAACUGA